Pygocentrus nattereri (red-bellied piranha) is the source of this 4904-nucleotide messenger RNA. RefSeq names its product FAM20C golgi associated secretory pathway kinase b (gene fam20cb). Gene Ontology annotation, biological process: protein phosphorylation. The record is from RefSeq and is a predicted model, not a curated record. Gene Ontology annotation, molecular function: protein serine/threonine kinase activity. Bases 1217 to 2926 code for a protein of 569 amino acids. The transcript is spliced from 10 exons. Gene Ontology annotation, cellular component: Golgi apparatus. NCBI's taxonomy places the organism in Eukaryota, Metazoa, Chordata, Actinopteri, Characiformes, Serrasalmidae.
AACAGCAGCACGGUCCGGGGAAGCGGUCACUCGGGCAGAGCAGCGGCUGUGGACGAACAGAAACAUUCUCAUCCUCUCAGCGCUGCUGUUCUCUUCGACGAGAGAAAAUUCCUCUGAAUUUGCGCGUGAGAAAUGUGAAACUCUUUGGGCGCGUGUGUGUUUAGGAGAAAUGCAGCGCUCCUCUUCCUCAGCCUGCUCGAGCUGAUUAACGGCUAACAUCGCACUCGCGCGCUGAACAAGCCUUGAUUUUUUUUUGGAUACAGAAACGGACCGAGCUCCAGACCCAACAAACGGACAGCAGUACAGAAUCAACGGCUAAACCAACGGACAGAACUACAGAGUCGACGGCAAAACCAAAGGACAGAACUAUAGUUAACGGACAGAGUCGACCGUUAAACACACGAACUGACCUAGCUAGCUAUUUCUCUUAAGAGUCAACGGCUAAACGAGCGGACUGUGCAAAGUCAACAGCUAAUCCAAGGUACUGAACUAGCUAGGUUAGCUUUAUCGCUAAAGUGUUAAAGUGAAAUUUAAUUGAAAGAGUCAGCGACUAAAACAAGCGGACUACAGAGUCAUCGGCGUCAGAAACCGAUUAACUACGUAUUUUCUCAACGUUUUAACUAACGUUAGCCUUUUCUCUAAAAGACCAACAGCUAAACGAACGGACUGAGCUAAUCAACUCUUCGUUGUUGUUUUAGUGCGAACUCAACAGUCGUACUCAAAUCACCACAGCUGCCCCAGCCAGGCACUCAAGUGCGAAUAGACUCCUCUUUUCCUUCCGGUGAGUCUACCAGUCCAUUUGCAGUACACAGGCUGAAAUAUGGAGCUCCGCGUCUUUGCUUUUACACUUUUCUCCAAAACUUACCAGUACUUGAACAUGGUGCACGUUUAGACGCCGUUCCGUCCCACCAAAUCUGUCGAUGUCUCCAGCCUCCUCCUCCUACGCCUUCUCUUUCCACCUGCCCUCAAGACUGUCCAAGACUCGUCUCGUCCUGGAUUAUAAACCGCUCCCCGCUGGACGCUGUGUUUGAGCUGAGAGAGUUUUUAAAGGCAUUUCUAUCUCUCUCUCUCGAUCCUGGAGAGCGUGCACCAUCAUCAUCAACAGCAGCAGCAUGGCCCGUGCGCGCUCGCGCUGCCGCUGAGGGUGGGCGCGCGCCUUGUGCGCUCUCUGUGCCAUGUGUUAGUGCGCGCGCUUGCGCUCCCGCACCGCGCAGACAUGAUCCUGUUCCGCAGGUUCCGCGUGCUCAUACUCACCGUUUUUCUCGUGGCCUGCAGCGUGCACAUCGUCAUCGAUCUGUUGCCCCGGUUGGAGAGGCGUAACAGCAGCACAAGCAGCAGAUCACCGCAGACCCCCGCGUGCUCGUGCCCGCGCGGCCCUGGCGAAGAAGCGCCCGGAUGGGCCGCGUGGCCCAAUAAACACACGCUCAGGCUGCUGCAGGACUUCAGCAACGAGCCAGGCUCCAACCUGACCUCACACUCGCGCGAGAAGGCCAGCACGGCCGAGGCGCCCAGCAGGGUGGACAAUCAGCAUCAGAAUCAUCAUCAGCAGCAGGAUCAACGCGCGCGGCCAGGACUAGAAGGCCACGAGAGGAGAGGAGGGCACGAGACCGCCUUCAGCAGGAGACCAACGCCUAAAGGCUCCAGACUACACGCUCUCUUCGAGCACCCACUCUAUAAGAGACCUCUGCCAACACUGACCGAGGAGGACACUCUGUUCAACGUCAACACUGAUAUCAGAUUUGACCCCAAAGCUGCAGAGAACCAAGAGUGGCAUGGGCAGGAGAAGGAUGGAGAUUAUGCUCCUACAGGUGACCUUUCCUCAGAUUCUUAUCCAAACUGGCUCCGUUUCCACAUUGGGAUAAAUCGCUAUGAGCUCUACUCCAGACACAAUCCGGUCAUUGAUGCCAUGCUCAAGGACCUGGUUACGCAGAGAAUCACCAGCGUUGCUAUGAAAUCUGGAGGCACUCAGCUGAAGCUCAUCAUGACAUUCCAGAACUAUGGCCAGGCACUCUUCAAACCUAUGAAGCAGACAAGGGAGCAAGAGACGCCUCCAGACUUCUUCUACUUCUCCGAUUUCGAGCGGCACAAUGCAGAGAUUGCUGCCUAUCAUCUUGACAGAAUUUUGGAUUUCCGCCGUGUCCCCCCAGUGGCUGGCAGGUUGGUGAAUAUGACCAAAGAGAUCAGAGAUGUAACCAGAGACAAAAAGCUGUGGAAAACCUUCUUCAUCUCCCCAGCCAACAAUAUCUGUUUCUAUGGUGAGUGCUCGUAUUACUGCUCCACUGAGCAUGCUCUGUGUGGGAAGCCUGACCAGAUCGAAGGUUCUCUGGCAGCGUUCCUGCCUGACCUUGCCCUGGCCAAGCGCAAGACCUGGAGGAACCCCUGGAGACGCUCCUACCACAAGCGCAAAAAAGCAGAGUGGGAGGUGGAUCCAGAUUACUGUGAGGAGGUGAAGCAAAGUCCCCCAUAUGACAGUGGCACACGUCUACUGGACAUUAUGGAUAUGACCAUCUUUGACUUCCUCAUGGGCAACAUGGAUCGGCAUCACUAUGAGACAUUUGAAAAGUUUGGAAAUGAAACCUUCAUUAUUCAUCUGGACAACGGAAGAGGAUUUGGCAAACAUUCCCACGAUGAAGUUUCAAUUCUGGCACCUCUGAGUCAGUGUUGCAGAGUGAAGAAGUCCACCCACUUGCGGCUGCAGCUACUGGCUAAAGAGGAGUAUACACUAAGCGCUCUGAUGGAGGAGUCUCUCCAGAGGGACUCACUCGCCCCCAUUCUCAUCCAUCCACACCUCGAGGCCAUGGACCGCCGCUUGCGCCUGGUGCUGCAGGUCCUAGCUGACUGUAUUGAGAAAGAGGGCUACAGCAGUGUCGUGGAGGAUGACCUGGCCUCAGAAGGCAUGGACGUGGCCACAGACACAAGGAGGUAGUAGGUCACUGCUAGGGGUCCUUCCAAGUCCCACCGCAGCUAAAUACACCAUGAACGUCUUGCAAGAGAAACUCUUGAUGACUUUUUCUGAAUUCAGUGAAUUCCAAAGGCUCUACCAGUGGACCAUGUAUGUAGAGCCGAACACAUACAUGAAUGGACGACAUGGACAUAUAUAUUGCUGUCUGAAUAUGUGGACUUGCGUGUCUUAAUAUCAUAGGAGGUCUUUUUGUCUUUGCUCUUUAAAGGCUAAAGCAUAGCGAGCCAAAAUUCUUCAACAAAUACCAACAAAAGCGGAACUUGGGGUGGUGGCUCAUACCUGUAUGUGAUAGUUGAGAGAUUCUAGAACAUUCUUCCACUCACACUAUUAUAGAAUGUUCUCUCCCAUUCUAGAAUGAAUCUAAAAUUUAUUCACACUAGUUUGAAACAUUUGUUUUGAGACAUUGGACAUUGGCUUGCCAAUUUAAUUCUGGAAAAGUAUAAAGCCAACUGCCAAUGUUAGAAUGCUGGUGUUUGAUGGAGAACAUUGGUUCAGUGUGCCAUGGCCUUAUGGCACAGAUUGGAAAGAGAAACUGUGCAUUUAACAUAAAUUUUUUUUUUUUUUUUUAAAGAUAAACAGCUUUGAGUGGAGUGCAGGUUAGCUCCAACAUGUGUUCAUCACCAACCAUCCUAAAAUUAUUUAUUUGAGUUUCAUAUUUAUUUAGAUUAAAGUGGUUUACCAAACUUCUCACAUGAGUAUGGUCAGCACAGAAAUGGAUUCAAAGUGAAAAAAACUUAAUCAAGUUGCAGUAUUUGUGAUAGCAUUUAGAAAAGUGAAAGUUUGUGUAUUUAAAACAUUCCUGUUAUAUUGGAGUCAUAGAGGAUUACACUUGUAAUAAUAUCAGUAAAUCACAUUAAUGCAAUCUCUAAUUAAUCAUUUUUAAUCAAUUUUGAGAGGUGGCCUAAAAUUGUGAAUAUUUGGUACAUUUAUUCAUAGGACAUCCUGACUUAAGAUACAGCACAAACAGUAAAUGAAUAACCCCAUAAACGUUAGUAAAUACUUGAAUGGAUCCCCUUUCUUUGUCUUUAAAUCUUUUGGUUUGAGCUUACAUAAAUGACUGUUGCAUUUUUGGUAACAAUGUUGUACCCACACUUGCACCCAUGUUCACCAAAUCUUCCCCAAUUUUCUGCUUUUUGUCUGACAAAUUCAAAAUUCAAAUUCAUAUUAUUCGCCCCAGUGUGCAUCACAGAUAUAUAAACUCCUGUUUCAGAAUUUCCAGAGUGUAAGAUUUUGGUCCUAAUCACACAGGCAAGAAUAACAGGUCAGUAACUGCAGAGUUAUGUAUGGCUGUGAUGCUGUAUUUUAUCUGGUUAGGCACUCUCUCAUUAGGUGGAAAUGAAAUGUGGCUCUCUGCUAUUGCUGUAAGCAUGCACUAGGCGAUCAGCACACCUGUUUGGUCACAAUGGAAUUAAAAGAAUUGCUUCUCUGAAAUUUAUUUCUCCUAAUUGCGUUUUUACUAACUGCUAAUUUGCAAAGAUCAUUUAGUCAGUUCACAUAUUUUUAUCACAUUUCUAGUACAGCUUUAAUAUUAUGUAUGUACAUUCAAAUUAACUUGAUUUCACACGGUUGAUGUAUGUACUUUUAUUUCCAAGGGAGCAGUGAGUUGGAGCGCUAAUGUACAAAGCUAGCAAGAGUUUAAACUGCACUAGAGCAUAUUUCAGCAACUGCUGAGAAAGGCCUGUAAAUACUAUGUGAAUCCAUUGUGCAAUUAUAGAAAUACUUGAAUGUUGGGUUCUGAAUAAAGGGGUUAAGGAGCCAAGAGAUGGAAUUCUAAUUACCCAGUUAAGGUAACGUGCUACAUUCUCCAUAUAUUGUUUUACAGUUUUCUUAUUGAGUUCACUCAGAUUUUAGAGAUGUUCGGCAUACAUGCUUUUUCUUGUACUGUUUCAGUGGAGGGUUUCUUUUUCUUGUCCAAGUGCAAUAAACUGAACAUUGCAGCACA